AUGCGUCCAAGCAACCUCUUCCGGGCGAUGCAGCCCCUUCGCUCUUCUAUCGUCAGACCUACUUCGACCUCAUCCUCCGCCGCACACAUCUACUCUACCAUCUCGACACCAAUCCGCCGCUUGAAUUCGACGACCGCUACACCCACGGAAACCCAAUCGUCUACAGCACCUUCCACUCCAUCGGUGGCUCCUCCUUCCCUCCGCAGCUACCCCUAUACCUUGAAGACCGGCACUGUGGUCUCCGUCGGCCGCAUGGACCGUACUGUCCGCGUCUCCCAUCGCCACACCAUGUGGGACAGUCACAUUCGCAAGACAUAUCCGAAGGUUACGACAUAUCUUGUGUCCGACCCAAAGAACUCCCUGCGCGAAGGGGACGUCAUCGAGUUCUCCUCUGGAUACCCAAAGAGCCGAAAUGUGCGUCAUGUCGUUGAGAGGAUCAUUGCGCCGUUCGGCGAGGCAAUUGAAGACAGACCGGCUGUUAUGACACGUGAAGAGCGGGACGCAGAGCGCGUGGCCAAGCGAACUGUCAAGUGGGAGCGCAGGGAAGCCAAAAGAGCAGAGGGUGGCGAGGGCCAGAGCUUAGGAGGACAAGAGCACGUUGGACGGAUCAGGAGGCUAGUAUAUGAGCGUACUGGGGCCCAGUAG
This is a messenger RNA of Aspergillus pseudonomiae, 645 nucleotides long. Its product is annotated as uS17 family ribosomal protein. The record is from RefSeq and is a predicted model, not a curated record. Gene Ontology annotation, molecular function: structural constituent of ribosome. Gene Ontology annotation, biological process: translation. The coding region runs from base 1 to 645 and encodes 214 amino acids. The transcript has a single exon. NCBI's taxonomy places the organism in Eukaryota, Fungi, Ascomycota, Eurotiomycetes, Eurotiales, Aspergillaceae. Gene Ontology annotation, cellular component: ribosome.